Molecule: messenger RNA, 965 nt
Organism: Limulus polyphemus (Atlantic horseshoe crab)
Lineage: Eukaryota; Metazoa; Arthropoda; Merostomata; Xiphosura; Limulidae
Gene: SmB
Product: small nuclear ribonucleoprotein-associated protein B-like
Exons: 5
Coding region: 138-830 (230 amino acids)
Biological process (GO): mRNA splicing, via spliceosome
Cellular component (GO): U2 snRNP; U5 snRNP; U2-type prespliceosome
Molecular function (GO): RNA binding
Source: RefSeq, a predicted model, not a curated record
UACAAGAACAAGAUAGAGAGGAUCGUAGGUGUAAUUUGUAAGAGAAAUUGGCGGCGUGGGGGAAUUGAAAGCAUUUAAUUUAAAGGUUUAACCUGUAAGUUUGAAAUUAUAAGAUAUAAGAACGAUAAGCGAUCAAUAUGACUGUUGGAAAGAACAACAAAAUGCUUCAACAUAUAAACUACAGGGUAAGAGUUAUCCUGCAAGAUGGCCGAGCCUUUAUUGGAACAUUCAAGGCUUUUGACAAACAUAUGAACUUAAUCCUUGGAGACUGUGAAGAGUUCAGAAAGGUAAAAGCCAAGAGCAGCAAACAGCUAGAAAGAGAAGAAAAACGAGUAUUGGGAUUGAUAUUGUUGAGGGGAGAAAAUGUUGUGUCCUUGACAGUGGAAGGACCACCACCUCCAGAGGAAGGAUUACCAAGAGUUCCAAUUCCUGGUGCUGCCCCUGGUCCCGGAAUAGGUCGAGCUGCUGGUCGAGGAGUGCCAGCUGCACCCGUAGGGUCAGCUCCUGCCGGUUUGCAAGGUCCAGUUAGGGGAAUAGGGGGUCCUUCACAAGAUGUCAUGACUCCACAAGGACGAGGGGCUUCUCUCUCUGCUCCACCACAGAUACGGCCACAGAUUGGUCCCCCUAAUCUAGGAGGACCUCCAAGAAUGGGUGGUCCCAUGCCUGGUCGAGGGAUGAUGGCUCCUCCACCAGGAAUGAUGGGACGUGGAAUGCCUCCAGGACAAAUGCCAAUGGGUGGCCCACCCCCAGGAAUGCGAGGAUUACCACCAGGAAUGAUGAGAGGAGGUCCUCCUCCAGGAAUGAGACCACCACCCAGACCUAGCCAAUAAGGAUUGAAAGUCUGUUUCAUGUCAUUUACUUGCAUCUCGUUAAGUGAUUACUCUUUAGAGUAAUUUCGCUGUUUUAUUUGUGUGGUGAUAUAUCGUAAACGUUUUGAAAACAAUAAAACCAGCUUCACAUUUUGA